UAACGGAGCUGUUCGUUUUGAAAAAUAAGCGCAGAAAACGAUAAUGGGAAAAAAGCUGAAAAGUUGUCUCUAUUCUCACUUUCCAAGUUUCCCACAUGCACCUUGGGUCCAUUUUUCCUUGUUUAGAGCUGAUUGGACUUCACCAACCAGAGAACUUAAAAUUCGGAAUUCAAAUUUUGUUAUAGUGCCUUGAGAUUUUCACUGUCAUUUAACUGUCUGUUUUGGGUUCCAUUCUGAAAACCCAAACGUUGCAGAUUUGUUCUUCCGGGUCUUCUGUCAAAGUCUUGUAGGAGAUAUUUUGAAAUAUUGAGAUGGAAAAGAGAAAAUGGCUAUGGAAAAGGAAAUCUUCAGAAAAGGGUUCAGGCGAAACUGAAAGCUCAGAUGAGCAGGACACAACAAAGGAAUCUCCAGAUCAUCACCAAGAGCAGUCAUCAGAAGCUACUUCAAAUUCUGCUUCAACAGACGAUGAAGUUCAGGAAAGUCUAAAGUGUCUGACAGCAAAGUUAUCAGCAGCCCUUGUUAAUGUUAGUGCCAAAGAAGACCUUGUUAAGCAGCAUGCCAAAGUUGCUGAAGAAGCUGUUGCAGGCUGGGAAAAGGCAGAAAAUGAGGUAGUUGCUUUAAAACAGCAACUUGAGGUAGCUGAGCAACAAAAUGUGCAACUUGAUGGAGCUCUCAAGGAAUGUGUCAGGCAGUUGAGAAAUGCCAAAGAUGAGCAGGAAAAAAGAAUUGCAGAAGCUAUAUUAGAGAAAAACAUGGAAUGGGAAUCUAGCAGAGGUGCACUUGAGAAAGAGCUAGCUGAGCUCCGGUUAAAAGCAGUGGCUUCAGAAGCUGUUUAUGCUUUAUCUGACGAUCAUGAUUUUCUCCAAAAGCUUUCACUCCUAGAGAAAGAGAAUGAAAAUCUCAAACUCCAACUACUUUCUAGAACCAAGGAGUUGGAAGUUAGAACGGUCGAACGGGACUUAAGCACCAAAACAGCAGAAACAGCUAGCAAACAGCAACUUGAGAGCAUAAAAAAAUUGGCCAAACUUGAAGUAGAGUAUCGAAGACUUCAAGCACAGUCUCGCAAGCCAUCUAUAUCCAAUGUAAAUAAAUCUUGUGCUGCUUCUACGGAUAGUCGAUCCGAAAGUGGGGAGCAACUCAAAAGAGGUGAAUGCGAUCCAAGUGGCUCAGACCAUUGGGUUUCAGCACUUAUUUCCGAGCUUGAUCAAUUCAAGAACGAUGAGUCUUUGUCAAAAAACAUAUCAGCCUUAACUGUAGAGAUAGACAUUAUGGAUGAUUUUCUUGAAAUGGAAAGACUUGCAUCGUCACUUGGUGAGAGCAAUAAGGAAGCGGCUGACGAGUCACCCGCAGCUAAUGGAGAGGAUGCUUCAGCAGCGGAGUCCGAAAUUAUGACUCUACGAGUGGAAAAGUUAGAGCAGAAGUUAGAGACAAUUGAAGCUGAGAAAAUCAAGCUGGAAGGUGCAUUACAUGAUACGCAGGACGACCUUAAGGCAUCUCAGUUUCAGCUUCAGGAUGCAGAGAUAAGUUUGGAAGUGCUGCGUAAGGAGCUCGAUGAAGCAAAUGACUCCAAAAAAUCUCUAGAGUUUCAACUCUUUGGUAUGGAAGUAGAGGCACAAAAGGUAUCUGCAAGCGUCGACUCUUUGAAGUUAGAAUUUGGAAGUGAACCGUGCUCCUUGUGUGAAGAUGCGAAACAGAAGUGUCUGGAAUUUGAGAAUGAGAGGAAAAGAAAAAGUGAUGAUGUUGAACUAAAUCAUCCUCCAGGUUCAUGUUCAAGUGACAAACCGAAAGUAAAGCAGGAAGAUUUAGCUGUAACUGCCGCAAGCAAGCUUGCUGAAUGCCAGAAAACGAUUGCAUCCCUUGGAAGGCAGCUCCAAUCACUGGCCACAUUGGAAGAUUUCUUGACAGACGCCAGAAACCUUCAAGGACCCUCGAGUUCUCGCGGGGUUAGCUUGUGGAAGACACAUUCUGAUGAGACAUUCAACCACAAACUUGAUUCAGAUCCUCUGGGAAUUUCAGAUCAGAUUUCAACCCAUUCCAUGAAUGGGAACUACGAUGAAUCUCCAGCAUCUUCUUCAUCAUCUAAUUCAUCAACAAAUCAUGUCAGCAAUUCCAGAGGAAGGAAUGGCUUUGGUAAGUUGUUUUCUAGGAGUAAAGAUAGAACCCAAUCGUAGUUGUGGUAAAUCUUAUGAGGGACGUAGAUUUUAUAUUAGUUGUGGUUGGCUAAAGCUAUUUUGUUCUAUGGUUAGAGCAUGUUCAGCAGUAAUCAUAGUGUGCGCAAAUAUUGUGCAUGGGAACUUAGUGCCACCAGAAUAGAAAAGAAAUACUAAAUACAAAUAUUCGUCUUUCAUGUUACAUAUUAUAUAUUUCUGAUGAUUGUUUUCCAUAAUAUCAAAUAUCAUAUCUAUAGACUA
This is a messenger RNA of Cuscuta epithymum, 2411 nucleotides long. NCBI's taxonomy places the organism in Eukaryota, Viridiplantae, Streptophyta, Magnoliopsida, Solanales, Convolvulaceae. The record is from the annotation of a GenBank genome assembly.